GCAGGCAGAAUCAGCUAGUCCUCUAUCUUACGAUUAUGUUUGACUGAACAGAUUUUCAAAUAUACAAAUAUAAGAGGUGUAGUCAGAACAUCACAGGACAGCACAGCUAGCAACAAAACACAAUCAUUUACACCAAAGAAGACACAGACCCAACCAGCAAGAUGGUUCCAGUGUUGAUGUUACUCAUGGCAGCUCUUGUAGCUGCAGAUGAGUCAAUGAUGGAUCUCUCAGGCCCAGCAGAGUCUGAUAGUGUGUCUGUCAAUGUGGUUCACUGUACUACUACUGUUGUUUGCCCUGAUGGAACAACGUGCUGUCUGAGUCCUUAUGGUGUGUGGUCCUGCUGUCCAUAUCCAAUGGGUCAGUGCUGCAGAGAUGGAGUCCAUUGCUGUCCUCAUGGUUAUUACUGCGAUUCAACGACCCAUUGUUCGAGGGGGUGGCUGAAACUGCCAUCUUCUUCCCAGAUGACCACCAAAGCUAUUCAGAAACCUAAGUCUGUGUCCUUUGUCCAGGCUCUCAAAUGGCAGGGACAGACUGAGAUGGUUCAUUGUGAUGGAAAUGUCUACUGUCCAGCUGAUCAGUUCUGCUGCAAGACAGCAGCGGGCCAGUGGGGGUGCUGUAGCGGGUUUGGUGUUGCAAAUAAACAAUCACUGUGACCUGGAUGAAUCUCUUAUCAAAGACUGUCAAAGAACAAGAAGCUUUAAAUGUAAUUUACUGUGGAUAGAAAGCAAUAAUAUACAUUGACGCUGAAUGUAUUUAUUUUUUAAUAUUUUUGUCAUUAAGGUUCUUUUUCACUAUGUUUCUGGCAGUAAGGAGCUAGAUGAUGUCUUAAACUUUGUAUGAUAGGCACUGCUUACUCUUUUUAUGUUACGUUUAUCUUAAGUUUUUUUUUUGUUUGUUUUUUAGUAAAUAAAGGCAUGGGAUGAUAAAAGCCUCAA
Messenger RNA from Labeo rohita (rohu), 935 nucleotides. RefSeq names its product progranulin-like. Gene Ontology annotation, cellular component: extracellular region. The record is from RefSeq and is a predicted model, not a curated record. The transcript has 5 exons. NCBI's taxonomy places the organism in Eukaryota, Metazoa, Chordata, Actinopteri, Cypriniformes, Cyprinidae. Bases 162 to 653 code for a protein of 163 amino acids.